GAACAAGCACAAGACUCACCGUUCGAAAAUACCACGCUUGUAUAUUUUAAGUUGUAUCUUGACCAGCAGUAUCCUUUUUGUGCUACACACAAACUGCUCUCUCUGAAGCGCCUUGAAAGAAUAACCAACCAGGAUGACAAAGAUGUCAAAGAUAUUGACUUGGCGACUUUUGAUGUCCUUUCUGGAUUCAAUGCUCUGGGACACAUGUUUUUGUUUUUCACAAAUAUGGUUGAAGAUGACAUUGAUAGUUUGACCAAUAAACCCAUUGGACAAACAAAGCUUCAAGUUGAGGCUGGUAGAGACCUGCCUCUUGAAUUCAUUGGUAAGUGCAUGCAUGGCUACACCAAUUUAUAGAUCCCCUGUUUAAAAGCAGAUUCUCUCUCCUAUUCCGUAAGAAAAAAUAAUGCUUUUGAAAGGCUCAAAAUGGACGAAGAAUGGAAUUCGAUCGGAGAACAUUUGAGACUGCCAUCACAGUAUGAUAUCUAUGACCGAAUCGAAAAUAAGCGGCUGACUUCAGUUUGUACGAAAGGUGACGACCAGCUGGUACAAUCAACAUCAAUGAACUCGGACAGCACUAUGUUUCGCUACUAUCCUCCGGAACGUUUCACCCCGUCCACACCCCCAUCAUCACACGGUAACCAUAAACCAUCUGUUUCAUCAUCACACGGUAACCAUAAACCAUCUGUUCCGAACACCGCUUCGGAACGUGUUACGCCUGUGUGGGAUGGGGAGCAUAAAUAUGACACUGUUUCGAGGACGCGUGAGUCACCGGUGAUGAUAGACUGUUCGUCGCCACAAAUACGUUUGCUGUGGAGGCAUGACCGAAAGCACAGCGCUGAAUCCUCUAUAGCCUCAAGUUCUCCAUUGUCUUCAGACAUACCUGGUCCGGUUCACAUUCGCCAGCGCAGUGUCCCGGCAGCCAUGCCAUCGUUUGGACAGUAUCAACUGAACAAAGAUAUUAUUCCGGGUGACUCUGGUUUGGAAAGAAACACAUUGUCAUCCUCUUCGAUUUCCAAGGAGGCUACCGGAACUCUUGGAGAUGAUACAUAUAACUUGGUGAUCGAUAUUCAUGUACAUAGUGGAGAAGUACAAUGUGGAAACGAAAGGAUGACCAAGAGUUUGAUUACACAAACUGAAGCCUCAUUGACACCAAGGUAUCUCACCUCAGAGAUCAAGGGACGUGUGGACAAGACAUUCAUAGGAGACUGUUUCGAUAUGACGCCGCGUCGCAACGGAUCGACCGCUACGCUCGAAAGACUGAAAAGAAACAUGCCACCGCUCAAUAAUCAAGAAAUGAACUACAAAACUGGUUUGAGCCAGGCGAACAAAAAGUUUUCAAAUCUCUCGGAAUCAGUAGUAGAAACGAACGACACCUAUUCAGAGGUUUCUAGGACAUCGCGUGGAAUAAAAUGCAGCAAUCAUGAAGAUAGCUGCAUUCAGAAACAUCGAAUCCAGACUCCAAUGCCUCAGCGCAAGCCUACAAACGUGGAACAGGCUAAACCGUGGAAGUCUAUUCGACCCUGUCGAUCAAACUCUGUCAGUACUCAGUACCAUACUCCUGAAUCGGGUCCUUCUACUAACCAUCAGGAAAUGGAUAUACUUCAAGUAGUGCGAUUAUUGCAAUCCCCAGAACCUGAGGUAGUCAUUAACGCCUCAGCCUACCUACAACAUCUUGUCUAUCGAAACCCCAAUAUGAAGGAACGAACACGUCAAUGUGGAGGUAUUGCAGCGCUUGUUCAACUGCUUUAUUCAGAGCACGUACAAAUCUGUCAGAAUACUGUGGGCGUACUGAGAAACCUUACAAGCGGUGAUAAUCUUGAGAUAAAGGAGGAGCUGGAACGCGUUGGUGGAAUCCGAGCAUUAUCUUGGCUAAUUGAGAACCGUCAAGGUUAUCCCCAUCCACUGCCUCACUCUACCGAUUCGACAACAGUAACGGAUGAAUUAACCGUAUGCACCGGACCCCAUGCAGCAAAUAGGGCCGAGAACGCACCAGCUGCUACUGCCACCGAGUUGUUCAUCAAUGAAGAAUUUCGCCCAACUUUGGAUAGUGCAGCUGCGGUUCUAUGCAAUCUGGCAGCAGUGAAUCAUUUAAAACGCAGUGUGUUGCAGGAGGCUGUGAUACCAAGCCUGGUGCACACAGUUUUGAAGCCAGCUGCCUGUCAGACAGUGAGCAAUGACAGCAGAACUGUUCUGCGCGAACCAUCAUUUAUCACUGUCCUUUUUCGAAAUGUUGCAGCUGUUCUAAGAAACGUCAGCAGUUCCGAGGAUCGCGAGGUUCGCGACCGCAUGCGUCAGUGUCCCCAUCUGCUAUGGAGCUUGAUCACCAUUUUACGCGCGGCGGUUCGACUGCAGUGCUUUGAUACCAAAUCUGUGGAACACUGUGUUUGCUGUUUGAGGAAUUUGUGUUUCUCCUUACAACAAUCAACUGCAUCAGCAGCUCCACAUUUACAGUCUGUGAACACACAAGAUAAGAGAUCAGACAACCUUGUUGACACCAAGUCCCAGUCAGGAUCGAUAAAACUAUUCAGGAGUAAGAAUUCCAGCUUAAAAGCCAGGUCAUAUUCAGAAACAGAAACUGCUCCCGAUGGACUGGAUCCCUUCCCUCCGAAGAGUGUAUUAAACCUGCUUUAUCAAACAGGGACUAUUCAAAUGCUUGUUGAUCUCCUUCAGUCCAGUUCGAAUCCAUGCACCUUAGAGGCGGCUGCGGGAACAAUUCAGAAUUUAACAGCAGGUGGUGUCUUGACAGGUCCAAUCGUCCGAAAAACGGUCCGAAAUCUUCAAAGUUUACCCAUCCUCGUUGACCUGAUCAGUGCUCCUACACGGCGAGUUUCCACUGCAGCAGCCAAUGCGCUGCGCAAUUUGGCUUUGGAAGAAGAGAGCUGCUUGCUGUUAGGGAAGCAUGCUCUGGUGCGAAUACUGACCGCUCUCGGUGAAUGCGCUAACUCAUUACUGUCACAAACAGUCGCGGAACGACAUCCGAAUGGCGGUGAAUGGAUGGUUCCUACUAGCACCCGUUCCGGUUCGCUCUUGCGGCUCAGUCAGACACUUUCCUCCUCUCAAACACAAUCAGUUUACUCAGCUCGAUCGGUUGCCACAGCACUCCUGGGUUUGUGUUAUGUACUAGUACGUGGGAAACUACAACAUGCAAGACGAUUCGUAACUUUGGGAGGUGUGGAGACGUGUCAAGAAAUUCUGUGCAAUACGAGUGACGCCUACCAGCGACACUCCACUGAGACACUCGCUGAUCAUACUUCAGUAGAACGAGUCAACCAACUCGCGCAUCAACUCCUGGAACUAUUAUGGUCGUUUGUUGAACUUAGACCGAUUUACAAACUGGCCGGAUGGAGUGAGACAGACUUCGGUAAAAUCAAGCGUGGUUAUCGACUGAGCGGUCUAGUUCGAAAACGUUCAAAAACCAUGCGACACUCACUAAGCACGAAAAAUUCACCGUCACAAAGCGACAGGACGUGCUCCAAUCUUCCGUACUCUUCGGAUAAACCUCAGUCAAUUGGAAGGAAGGACUCUCUGGAUAGUGAAUUUUCCAAUCUUGAACUGCACGAGGAGGGUGCAGACCUGACCUCAAUUCGAACAGGGAGGCAGUUGAGAAGUUUUCCAAAUGAAUUUUACGGUUAUCGCAGUCGUGAAUCUUGGAACGAUUCGCAUCGUUCUGAUUCACUUCCAACUAGGGCUGUGUAUAUCCCACCAUUGGAAGUGAAUAAACGAAGACCAGAGAAGAGCAGCAACCCACUGAGUUCAUUGAGAUUAGAAUAAGAAACAGAAAUCAAAAGAAGGUUGGAUGAGGGAGAGGUCAAUGGGUCACGGAAUCAGGUAAGUGACAUCAAUGUCAGACGGAGUUGUGGGACCGAAUGUUUCGUAGGCCAGUUCAAGUUCAGAGGUUGCACAAGUUUCUUUUGGAUGCAAAUUUGCGGAUCCAGCAGUCGGAUUCCAAUCGCUUCUGUGAUCGAUAGUAGCUUGGAUAGUACCAGUCGUGAUCGGUUCCGAGGUACCCGGUAUAUGAUGGUGAUGAUAGUUAUGAGGUCACCGAUGGCAUUCUGUGCCUUGAAAACAUGGUUAUCCCGCUUUGUCUUUACAAAUCCUGAGGAUAUAAUCAAUGCGCGAUUGGUA
This is a messenger RNA of Opisthorchis viverrini, 4125 nucleotides long. RefSeq lists its product as hypothetical. Gene Ontology annotation, cellular component: adherens junction; nucleus; plasma membrane. The transcript is spliced from 14 exons. The record is from RefSeq and is a predicted model, not a curated record. Gene Ontology annotation, molecular function: cadherin binding. Lineage: Eukaryota; Metazoa; Platyhelminthes; Trematoda; Opisthorchiida; Opisthorchiidae. Bases 424 to 3771 code for a protein of 1115 amino acids. Gene Ontology annotation, biological process: cell-cell adhesion; cell-cell junction assembly.